ACCCUAAAAAAAACACACACACAAAUGUUAGGGUAUGGAGCAAUAGUGUGGUCUGUCUGUUUCUUCUUCUUAAGCCAUACAGUGUCUGCGGCUGAAGCUGGAGAAUGUCGGAUAGAAACAAGGGCAGGAAGCAACCAAGACGGGGAGCAGCGGUUCUUUAGAGAUCGUCCUCCGAUCUCUUACUGCAUGACGGUUAAGUCGUGUAGCACACUCCUGGCUACGCCGAAGGUGGAUAAGGUCGAAUCUCGUCCCUUCUCCGUUGGUGGAUACAACUGGACUUUUAGCAUCAAACCGAACGGGUCCAAUGACGGUGGUAACACGUGGAUUUCGGCGUAUGUUAGAAUCGUCAAUCAAACUAGCGACGUUUACGCAGAUAUCGCAUUUACCGUAUAUAGCAAGGCUUACGAUCAGUACUGGACUUCACUUGAUCCCAAGACGAGGCGGUUCAAUACAAUCAGGACGGAGUGGGGAAACGCAAAAUUCAUCAGCCAUACCGAUUUCAAAGACACGGAUAAAGGGUACUUGUUCGAUAGGGACGAGUGCGUGUUUGGUGUCGAUGUCUUGGUUUCUCCGGUCUUUAAGGAGUGGGAGGUCUUAUCCAUCGACAAGAGAUUCUUCAGCCCUUACUCGUGGAAGAUCCCGAAAUAUUCGACCUCUACCGAAGAGUAUCUCGACUCGCCUGAAUUCCCAAACGCAGGAAGAAACUGGUCCUUGAAACUGUAUCCAACCGGAGCUUCGGAGGGAAAGGGCAAUUCUCUGUCCCUUUUUCUUACGCUCGGUAACAACGAAACGCUACAGCCUUACGAAAGGAUUUACGUUCAAGGCAAGCUGCGGGUUCUGAACAAAAAUCCACACGGAGAACACGCAGAAAAGCAAAUUAACGUCUGGUUUAAUCGCCCGGGAGAAAGUUGGGGGCAUCGAAAGUUCAUGUCUUUGGCCGAUGUCCGGAACGCAUCCAAAGGGUACAUUGUGGGAGAUACGAUCGAGGUCCAAGUCCAAGUCGAGGCUCUUUCGUCAACUCUUUACUAUGGUUCGAGCAACGUUAAUGCCCAGCUUGUGAGUUCUGCUUAGUUUUGUCUGCCAAGAAAACCCCGUCUCUAUCUAUGACGCAAGAGAUAAUCAUUGUCUCCUAGCGAAUGAGCGAAUAAGACUCUCUUGGCCAUCUUCUUGUUUUUGUUUUGUAUUACGUAUGAUGCGACGCUUUGUAUUUGUAAACUUUUUUUUUUUCUGGUUGCCCGUCCGGUAUCUCGGUGUCUAGAGCUUUGUCCCGAUCGAUCCAGACUCGGCCCGGAUCGCGCACCUGACUGUGGUGGGUGAAUCUCCCAACAAAAAUAAAUGUAAACGCCUCGAGACCCGCUUAGAUGAAUCCGAGCGGCUUACCACUCGGACCAACCUCCGUUGGUAUAUUUGUAAA
Molecule: messenger RNA, 1414 nt
Organism: Tarenaya hassleriana
Lineage: Eukaryota; Viridiplantae; Streptophyta; Magnoliopsida; Brassicales; Cleomaceae
Product: probable inactive serine/threonine-protein kinase fnkC
Exons: 5
Coding region: 25-1071 (348 amino acids)
Molecular function (GO): protein binding
Source: RefSeq, a predicted model, not a curated record